AUGGCGGGAACGAAUCCGGGCGCAACGUUUGCGCCUAGCGCCUAUUCCAACGCUCUUGUACCUGGAAAGCCUCGCGACUCGGCGAAUCUGAUCCAGCAGCGCCUCCGCAAAGCAAAGCUCUUCAACGAGGAACUUGCAGACUACUUUGCCGCUCGUCGUGAGCUCGAAGAGACGUACCUCAAGCAGCUCCAAAAGAUCUCUAAACGCAACUUCCUCUCCGAUCCCUCCUCGAUCCCUCCCGGCUAUGCACCCGUCUACGAGCGCCUAGUACAGGAAUUGGCAGAGGUCGCCAGCGCCCACGGCGAGUUGGAGAGGCGUAUCGCCGAUGAAUGCGAGGCACCCAUCCGCAAUGCCAGCUCCAAGGGUGAAUGGAGCCGCAUCAAGGACCACGACGACUCGAUCGCCAACACACUGCGUGAGCUCAACACGCUCGAAUCGCAACUCCAGAAAGAUACCAAGAAGCUCGAAGCCGCCUCAUCCAAAAAGGCGUCGCAGGCAAAUGCAAAAGUACAGGAGACCGAGCGUUCCAUAGCGCAGACCAUGGAGAUCUGGGAGACAGAGGCUCCCUUUGCCUUUGAAGCUUACCAACGCAUCGACGCGCAACGGCUUGAGCUGCUCAAGGAGACCGUUGCCAAAUUCGAGACCGCGCAGAGCGAUGCUGCACAGCGCAUCAUGUCGAGCUCCGAAAAGACCAUGCAGGAGUGCCUCGGCUUCGACACACAAGCCGACAUGCAGGACUUUAUCCUUAAAAACGGCGCGACUUCUUCCACCGCUCGCAACGGCAGGUCAUCCACCUCGCGUCCCUCCGCUGCUGCCGCGGCACCGGCGGCUCUCAACCGCUCAUCUUCCAUCGCCGGUCGCAGCAUCAGCAGUCGCACUGGGGCUGACACCUCGGCGCGUGGUGGCAGUCGGUCCAAUGGUGCCGGCAUGGGUGAGUUUGGCGCAUCAACCGCAUCCAUCCACUCGGCCGAUCGCACCAUGGGCAGCACCCAAGACGGCACGACCACCAAGUCAGCCGGCUCGACGCUCAAGAAUGCUUUCAGUCGUUUCGGCCGUGGACGCUCCAACAAGGAUUCGGCCAACACCCAGACCGUCUAUGGCGAUCUUCCCGACGACCAUACCGACUCGUCCUUCUCUUCGACGAUCAACCGGAGCGGAACUCUUCGACAGAACUCUACAGCAGCAGGCGCAGGCUCGUCAUCCCGCGACGCCGGCGCUCUGACUGCCGGUGGCGAUGAUUCGAUCGACUCGAUGGCUCCUGGCUUGGGCGGAGGCCUGAUGGCGCCGCUCACUCCCUCGACAGCGCCGGCCAAGAAGACCUCUGCGAACACGCCAUCCGUCAACCUUCCCUCUUCCUCGACUGCUGCGCCUCUUGUCGACUCGGAGGGAUACUCGAUUCCACCACCAGAUCGCAAGCCUUGGGAGACGGCUGGUCUCGGCGGAACAGCUGUCGGUGCCGUCGGCGCCGGCACUGUCGCUGGAUCUUCUCUGUUGGACGACGAGGAUCAGGAGGCCUCGCGAGACACGUUCGACAGCUCGCUCAACAACCGCGUCAGCACCAUGAACAUCAGCAGUCAGCCUAUCACCGAAGAUGCGUCCAGAGACAAGGCCGCCCUCGAACGUAUGAAGUCGACCCUUCUUACCAGCGGGCCUCCUUCCCGACGUGGCACCACCCGUCGCGAUCGCAGAGACGUACGCAACACGACCUACAACCCUGCUUUUGGAAGUGUCGGCUCGAGUGGUGGUGGUGACGACAGCAGCAGCCGGCUCAGUCAGUUUGGAGCGCUGACCACCUCGCCGCAGACGAGCGUGCCCGGAUCUCCUUCGCCGUUCGGCACGCAGAGCACGUUCACCGGCACGCCAGGCGUCGGAAAACACCGCACGCAGAGCAUCGCCUCGGUUGCUUCGUCCACCACCAACAACAACCCCUUCGAGAACAGCUCUACCUCUUCGCCCGUCAAGGCGAGCUUGACCGAGCGCGUCAACGUCAUCUUUGUCGGACGGGAGAUUGCCAAGGUCAUGGUGGUGGGUGAGCUCAGUGUGGCUGUCGGAUCGAGUUUGGCGGGUGCUGUUAAGCCACUGCAUAUUCGGAUUGAUGCGUUCGAGCAACUCGAAAAAGCGGCUCCGAAUCCGGCGUUCCUCAAAGCGGUGCCGGGCGGGACGAAUCCGGGCGAGUAUCUGUUGGAUGUGAAGGCGUUGCUCGAACAGGGGGCGGGGAGUGGAUUGCCGGGUAGUGGGUCGCAAGCGGUGGUUCUCAAGUAUCAGGUGCACAUCUCCGAGGCUCGCAAAGCCGAGUACGUACCGCUCUCGCUCCAUGCGCAGUGGAGGUGUGAACCUCAUCAAACGUCGCUACUCAUGACGUACACUCCCAACGCCAGCUGUCGACUCUCCUCCGUCACCGACGCACCCGCUAUGAUCCAAGACCUGCAAUUCGCCGUCCAAGUUCAACCCUCCACCGUCAGCAACAUCAUGUCGAAACCAACGGCGACGUUUGUCGCUGAAACAAAGUCGUUGUUCUGGAAGAUCAACGAAGGGCUUUCGAUCUCGGAGAGCGAGGUGCACAAGUUGCUGGCGAGGUGUCAGAUUCAAGGUGGACAGACGGUGCCGAGUGCCGUGCAUCUCAAGUGGAGGAUUGUGGGUAGGACGAUAUCGAAUUUGGGCGUGACGACGGUGGAAGAGGCGGGGUCGGAUGGGGUGAGGAUUGAGGAGGUGGUGAGGAUGUGCACUGCUGGCAAGUUUAUUGCUUCUCCGUAA
Messenger RNA from Pseudozyma hubeiensis SY62, 2754 nucleotides. RefSeq lists its product as hypothetical. Gene Ontology annotation, biological process: septin cytoskeleton organization. The transcript has a single exon. The record is from RefSeq and is a predicted model, not a curated record. Gene Ontology annotation, cellular component: cell division site; endocytic vesicle; plasma membrane. Lineage: Eukaryota; Fungi; Basidiomycota; Ustilaginomycetes; Ustilaginales; Ustilaginaceae. Bases 1 to 2754 code for a protein of 917 amino acids.